Molecule: messenger RNA, 1324 nt
Organism: Anopheles funestus (African malaria mosquito)
Lineage: Eukaryota; Metazoa; Arthropoda; Insecta; Diptera; Culicidae
Product: osteopetrosis-associated transmembrane protein 1
Exons: 2
Coding region: 136-1140 (334 amino acids)
Cellular component (GO): cytosol
Source: RefSeq, a predicted model, not a curated record
CCUAAGGUAUAUCUACUCUCUAUAGAUCUUGAACGAUGCACACGAAUGCACUUUUGACAAGAAGAAACAAGGAAGAGUUUAGAUAAACAAACAUUCGGAUCACGUUAGUCAUAAUCGUCAUUAUCUCUAGUAACGAUGGCGAAGUUCAUACCUAUAGUAAUUUGUUUCGUGAUUGCGAGCACUCGCUUGAUCGUCCACGCAGAGCCAGAAUGCGUCGAUAUUCAUGCGUUCCUUAAAGACACAUCAGCACUGAUGAGAUCGCUUCCGGAUCAUACAUAUCCAGUGUUCAAUUUGUGCACUGCCGACACGGCACAGAAGACGUUUCACAGUGCAGUCACGUUUUAUCGGAACAUGAGCAACUCGCCGCCGUGUAAAAAAUAUCUGGAAAAUAACCGCCUGACGGUUUAUCAGAGCAUUUACGCUGAACUGACCGGUCUGUGGGAUGCAGCCAACUGUGAAGCUUGUACCGGGGCUGUAAAUGAUACAGCGAAGUUUAUGAACCUAUCGAAUACGUUGGAUGCAUGUUUCGCCCGUUCCAAAACGCCGUGUGUAAGCUGCGACACCGAUUACCAGAAUGUGCAACAAUUCUACGCUAGUAUCAACAAAAAACAGCACGGAUCCGGCAUGUGUUUCGACAUUGAGGAUCGGAUGAAUCAAACGCGACGGAUUUGGUCCGGUCAGUACAACUGCUGCAAAGAUAAACGGCACUCGAUGGUAAUCUUUGCCUCGAUUGCAUCCGUCGUUUGCGUUCUACCGUUUCUGUUCUACACGCUGAUGCAUCUAGCAGCAACGCGCCGAGAAAGACUUCGGCUUAGUUUGCUGCUCGUUAACGACGAGCCAGACCAACCAUCUGGCUCACGAAACAAUAACGGAGUGAUUCGAAAUUCGGACAUGGAACGUAUUGUGGAGGUAGAUGAUGAUGAGGAAAAUCAUGCAAAUGAUAGUGAUUCUGAUGGUGACAGCUUUCACAAGAAGCCACCGACAGCCAAGUUUAACAAUCUCGAUGUAAAGGAAGGGAAUUUACUAGAUGUUAGCGAAUUUGAGCAUUCAUCAUCAAUACUGCAGCCGCAACCGGAUCCAGUUGGUCAUAAGCAUGACCGUCAUCAAAAAGAAUCUGAUGAUGAAAGCCUGCUGCCAUAGCUGCAGCUUUGCUUUAAGUAUAGAAGUUAAUACAUAUUUCAUGACAUAUUAGCCGCAAUGUUGUAAAACAUUGGAAUCAUUCAAUAUGUUCAUGUUACAAGAGAAUUAAUUCUGAAUAUUAAUAAUGCUUUUGUUAUUGAGCUGCUUUAUACGAAAUCGGUAUGAAUAAAAUGUAAAUCGUUAA